Molecule: messenger RNA, 2136 nt
Organism: Aegilops tauschii subsp. strangulata
Lineage: Eukaryota; Viridiplantae; Streptophyta; Magnoliopsida; Poales; Poaceae
Product: probable beta-1,4-xylosyltransferase GT43E
Biological process (GO): glucuronoxylan biosynthetic process; plant-type secondary cell wall biogenesis
Cellular component (GO): Golgi membrane
Molecular function (GO): galactosylgalactosylxylosylprotein 3-beta-glucuronosyltransferase activity; xylosyltransferase activity
Source: RefSeq, a predicted model, not a curated record
GAGAAAAGGUCACAGCUUGAGACGCAACCUCCGACGGCGACGGCCGCCAUUUGUUUACUCGCUCCUCCGCUCCGCCCCUUUUCCCCUUCCCCUCCCUAUCCACCACCCUCCAGCCACCGCCGCACCAACUCCUCUCUCUCUCUCUCCUGUCCCCCUCGAUUGGUUGCGCCACCAACCUGACCGCACCAAGCUGAGCCAAGCACGCCCGAGCAAAGCGCGGAGAGAGAGGACAGCUCGAGGACCGGGAGGAGCCUCCCGACAGCCGCGCGCCGCCGGCCCGUCGGUCCGGCGUCCAGAUCCCGCCCAGUUCGGAGGUACAAUUUUUCCCUGCGUGUCCGCAUGAGCAGAAGAGACAGUCGGAGAAGUGAUCUUGGACUAAACUUCUGAGAAAUUUAGGAGGCAUACAUGCAUAAUGAUGUUGGGAUGGUGUCCAGUAGAAGGAAUUCCACAGGGGCGUUCCACCGCGACGGCCCACCCAAGGACUGGUCCCAGUUUGCCGACCCCUCGCCCUCUCCUAAACUGCUCUACUCGCAGUCCUAUGUCGUCAUGAGGGGGCUGCUGGCUUCGCUGGCAUCUCUGGACUUCGCCCUGUGGUCAAGCACGAUGAAGUCCGCAUGGCGAUCGCCCGAGAGGUCGAAGUCUAAGGGGCCAGGCUGCAAGAGAGUUGCGUUUCGGCUCUUUGUUUGUUUCAUGGUCGGCAUCUUCAUCGGGUUCACGCCCUUCUUCUCGGUCGAUGUCUCUCAGAAGAUAGUCUCGAGGCUCCCGUUCGACGAUGGGGUGGAUGAUAAGGUUAAGGAGUUGGAUGCAAUCGUAGUGCAGAAAGAGGUCGAGGUGGUUGAUGAGCCCGAGGUUGAGCAGUUGAGCCCUCCGGUUCCUGCAAUGUUGGAUGAUGAGGUGGAUUUCGUCGAAGCUGCGAAACCUGCUAUUACUGAUUUGGUCAUCCCUGUGAGGAAGCUUCUGAUAGUGGUGACAAUCACUUCUGCUCGGCCACAACAGGCGUAUUACUUGAAUCGUCUAGCUCAUGUUCUGAAAGGUGUACCACCUCCUCUCUUAUGGUUAGUGGUGGAAUGGCCUGUUACUACCUUUGAAACAGCAGAAAUCCUCAGGUCUUCUGGGGUUAUGUACAGGCAUAUUGUCUGCAGGAAAAAUCUUACAAGUGUACGGAAGAUUGCUGUCUGUCAAAGGAACAAUGCAAUCUAUCAUAUCAAAAAGCAUCACCUUGAUGGUAUAGUGCACUUUGCUGAUGAAGAACGAUCAUACAUGGGUGAUGUAUUUGAAGAAAUGCGGAAAAUCAGGCGCGUUGGUGCAUGGCCUGUAGCGAACCAUGAUGCAAGUAAGUACAGGGUGGUUGUAGAAGGGCCUACGUGUAAAGGAAACCGAAUCACUGGAUGGAACACAAUUCCGAAGAAGGGUGCACCCCGUCGAUUCCCAAUUGGUUUUUCUGGGUUUGCUUUCAACAGUACAAUGCUUUGGGAUCCUCAAAGGUGGAACCGCCCAGCUAUGGAUUCUGUUAUAGUCCACUCUGGUGGUAGAGGUGGUCUGCAGGAGUCACGAUUUGUCGAGAAGCUUGUUAAAAACGAGCGUCAAAUAGAAGGCCUUCCAGACAACUGCAACCGAGUUAUGGUCUGGAACUUCGCCCUGGAACCUCCCCAGCUCAACUACCCCGCCGGCUGGUCACUGUGGAACCACCUUGAAGUUGUCAAAGACCUGUAACAUAGAGAUCCUGCCACCGGAAGUCCUCUGCUCCUACAGGCCGUUUCUCUCGGCAAGCCGGAAGGAUGAUAAGCCUUGCGGCGGUGCAGAGGUUCUGAAUCUCGACUUGGCGAUGCCCUCUAGCGGCGCUGCUAACCGAUUGCCCUCCUCCUAAACAGCCCGCGCGACGGGACCCGCAAAGUCGUAGUGUCAGUCAUACUAGUAGCAGUGCCAAUCAGAACUGCCUGACCAACUUUUUUCCUAUUUUGUGUGCUCGCUGUAUUCUUUUUGUGCCCCUUCGUGUCCCCUCCGUAUUCGCCGGUGCAUACUGCCCUGUAGUUUUUUUUCCCCACGGCCUUUCUGUGUUUAUGAUACGUUUACAGAUGUAAAAAACUGCAGCCAUUGCGGCUGUUGAACAGUGAAUGCAAUACCACAGAUUUGUAA